UAUCAGUAGCGCUCAGUUGCUCAGUGGCGCUCAGUGGGCUCAGUAGUAAUCGGCUAUUCGACGAAAGACGUGUGCGCCAAAUUUGCUCUGUGAUCCUCAUAUACGUAAGGACUGUGCUACAUUUUCUUGUUAACUGAAAUACCUAAUUGGAGACGAUGUCUGAAGAAGGACUUGAAUAUGAUGCUAUAAUUCAAGAUGGACCAAAAAAGGCUAACAUGACAACAAGUAUAGACCGGGAUAAGAUCAGAGAAGCUUAUGAGGACGUCCGUUCAGAUAACUCCGAAACAGAAUGGGCUGUAUUCAAGUUUGAAGGUACACAUAUUGUCUGCUCUGCAAAGGGUACACAGUUUGAGAAAUUCCGUGAACAGUUUGCUGAUGAUGAGAGAGCCUUUGGGUACAUCAGACUUCAGAUGGGUGAUGAGAUGAGCAAGCGACAGAAGUUUCUUUUUCUGACCUGGGUGGGCCCAUCAGUAGGCGUCAUCAAGAGAGCCAAGAUGAGCACNAUAUGUCUUUGGUUGAUGAGUAAUUUUGCUGUGGAGCUACAACUGGAAAACGUGAAUGAAUUUGAAAUUGAUCAUUUCCGUGAGCAACUUCUGCGUGCUGGUGGAGCUAACUAUGGGACUGGUUUGCGUGAUGUUUAGCAGGUUCAGUAGUGUGUGACAAGUGAAGAAACACUUUAACAUUCUUGUAACAUUCUUGUACCAGUGAAUCUGAUUUACCAGCGGUGAUCACACGUCUUGUUUAGGUUGUAUGACAUGAAAUUAUUUGUAAUCUUCCUAAGUAUUUUAGUGGCGGCACUAGUCCUGUAAUGUUUAAGUGUAAAUUAAGAAAUGUGUCAUAUAAUAAUUUCAGCAUUUUAAUUUUUCCAAUAUGAUAUAUAAUUCGUUUAUAGAGUGCUGAUUUGCAGUUACAAGAGAGAAAGAUCAAACUCCUGAUAGUAUGGAGAGUUACUGUCAAUUUGAACAGCACAACAUAUGUGCAAGCAGGAUAGGCUUAAAACAGACAUAAAAUAUUUUAUUUACAUGAGUCUUCUUUCCCUUGGUAAUUUCAGUUGUUAUAUAAAAAACUCUGUAGUAGCAGUCAUGUCUCAAUUUAUGUCAAUCAGAAAGAAAUGCUUUGAUUAAAAAAACAAACGUUAAAAGAUAUGGAACAAACUAUAAAAUUGCUCAGUAUAAAAUAUAUAUAUUUACAAUUACAGAAAUGUGGAAACCAGAAUUCUAAUUUUCGUUUUAAAUAAACUGUCUGUAUACAAGCUCACUUAAAUUCGUGAAACCUAACAGAAAAUAUAUCAUGUAAACAGUAUGUACACAUUAACAUUACAAAGAGAUACCUAGAAAUGAUAAUGUUAGAUGGCAAGAGCAAACUUUAAGUUGUUAGUGAAAUUAUACUGAAUAUGUGAAUAAUCCCUCUGAAUACAAACUGAUGGAAUGAAUGUAUGAAUGAAAUAGACUGUUUUAAUUAAAUUCUAUCCAUUAAAAUAAAAA
Molecule: messenger RNA, 1484 nt
Organism: Cryptotermes secundus
Lineage: Eukaryota; Metazoa; Arthropoda; Insecta; Blattodea; Kalotermitidae
Product: coactosin-like protein
Exons: 5
Coding region: 156-641 (161 amino acids)
Biological process (GO): regulation of actin filament polymerization
Cellular component (GO): cortical actin cytoskeleton; site of polarized growth; actin filament
Molecular function (GO): actin filament binding
Source: RefSeq, a predicted model, not a curated record